CGAGCCACGACGGAUACAAUCGGUAACGUUUGCGAAGUUUUAAGACGGCGUCGAUAUAUCCAAGAGAGCCCAACGCGAUUCGGACGUCUAGCGAGUUUUUAAGCAAUGUAAAGCUUGGUUGCCACACUUGCUGAGGCGGUUUCGGCGCGACUGACGCGCUUCUAUCGUCGCCAUGUGAUUUGUUGUCGACUCGUCGGACCGGAGACGUGACGCCAUCGCAGGUCAUGGGCAACGCCUGCGGCGCGGGCUCGAGCGGCGCCGUGCGCGAGCAGCGGGCGAAGGAGGGAUCCGCCGAGCAGAUGUGCAAGCGGCGCGGGUCGUCCGUAAUAACGGACCGCAAGAUCAAGCGCCACGACGUGCGGCAGGACUACGACCUGGGGAAGCUGCUCGGCGAGGGCGCCUUCGGCAAGGUCCACGCGGGCACGCUGAAGCGCAGCGAGUCCGAGAAGGCCCCUAUUUCUACAACCGAGGGCGGAGAGUCGCCGUGCCCCGAGGAGAAGUGCGAGCGCGCGAUCAAGUUCCUCGGCGUCGCCGCGCUGAAGGCGACGGGCGUCGACGACGAGAUUAAUACGAUGCGUCGCGUGUCGCACCACCACAACAUCGUCAAGUUAUAUGAUUGUUAUUUGCACGGCGACCAUUUUGUGAUGGCGCUCGAGCUCUGCCGUGGCGGCGAGCUCUUUGAUCGUAUUGUGGCGAAGCAGCACUACUCGGAGCGCGAGGCGCGGAAGUGCUUCGCCCAGAUGGUCGAGGCGAUUGGGCAUUGCCACGCGCACGAAAUUGUCCACCGCGACCUCAAGCCUGAGAACCUAUUAUAUGCGGACGUCGAGGGCACGCCGAACGGCGAAGUGAUCAAGCUCGCGGACUUUGGAUUGGCGUCGACGCCUGUGUGGAAAUCAAAUUUCGGGCGCCCCACGCCAUCGACGCGAUGGCGUGGAGGCUCACGAAGUACCCUAACUCACUGGCUGAUUUCCACACAGGUCGAUCAUCCACGAGGACCAGCACCUGAAGUCGAUCUGCGGGAGCCCCGGUUAUCUGGCGCCCGAGAUCCUGACGCGCCAGGGCUACGGUAAAGAAGUUGAUAUGUGGACCUGUGGAGUCAUCCUCUACGUCCUGCUGGCGGGUUACCCGCCCUUCUGGGACCCGCGCAACCGCGAGCGCGUCAUCGAGGCGAAGAUCAAGCGCGCCGAGUACGAGUUCGACGAACCGGCCUGGAAGGACAUCUCGCCGUCGGCCAAGGAGCUCAUCUCGCAGCUCAUGACCCUCGACGUCGAGAAGCGCCUGACGGCGGAGGAGUGCUUCGAGGACCACGAGCACCGCCACGACCGCAGCGGCGCGCCCGAGUGGCUCCGCGACGACACCGAGGCCAUGGACUGCCACAUCCCCCACUUCUGCGACAACAUGCACAAGUACGUGCUGCGUCGCCACCUGAAGGGCGUCGUCGACGCCGUCAUCGCGACGAAGCGCAUGGGCUCGUCGCGCCUCAUGGGCCUCUUCGCGAGCGCGUCGGAGACGCCGACCUCGGGCGCCGCCACCGAGGCCACGCCCGCCGCGGAGGCGCCCGCCGCGGCGACGACGGCGUGAAGCGGUUACCUCCCGCAACCCCCCC
Pelagomonas calceolata is the source of this 1606-nucleotide messenger RNA. The record is from the annotation of a GenBank genome assembly. Lineage: Eukaryota; Pelagophyceae; Pelagomonadales; Pelagomonadaceae.